Messenger RNA from Epithele typhae, 678 nucleotides. RefSeq names its product S-adenosyl-L-methionine-dependent methyltransferase. Lineage: Eukaryota; Fungi; Basidiomycota; Agaricomycetes; Polyporales; Epitheliaceae. Bases 1 to 678 code for a protein of 225 amino acids. The record is from RefSeq and is a predicted model, not a curated record. Gene Ontology annotation, molecular function: S-adenosylmethionine-dependent methyltransferase activity; O-methyltransferase activity. The transcript has 3 exons.
AUGUCUUCUCAAGGAUUCGACGACUGGGUCCGCUCCGACCGCUUCCACAACAGCUUCCUCCUCGCUCCCGACGCCGACCUCGACUUCGCCCUCCAGAACAUGGCUGACAACGGCCUGCCUCAGAUCGCCGUCAGCGCCGCGCAGGGCAAGUUCCUGUACCUCCACGCCCGCGCGAUCGGCGCGAAACGCGUGCUCGAGGUCGGCACGCUCGGGGGCUACUCCGCGAUAUGGCUCGCGCGCGCCCUCCCAGCCGACGGCGAGGUCGUGACGAUGGAGGUGGACGAGAAGCACGCGACGGUCGCGCAGGCCUCCAUCGACCACGCCGGGCUCGCCUCCAAGGUCAAGAUCGUGCGCGGCCCCGCCGUCGACUCCCUCGCCGCACUCCCCUCCGAGCCCAAGUUCGACCUCGCGUUCGUCGACGCCGACAAGCGGAGCAACCUCGCGUACCUGCUCGAGGCCGAGCGCCUCGUCCGCCCCGGCGGCGUCAUCAUCAUCGACAACGUCGUCCGCUACGGCCGCGUGUCCAACCCGGCCGAUCCCGAGCACGACGGGAUCGACUCGCAGGGGGUGCGCCGCAUGCUCGAGCACCUCAAGACGGACAAGAACGUGGACGCGACGACGAUUGCGACCGUUGGCGAGAAGGGCUGGGACGGCUUCUGCUACGCCAUCCGGCUCUGA